Molecule: messenger RNA, 1898 nt
Organism: Nicrophorus vespilloides
Lineage: Eukaryota; Metazoa; Arthropoda; Insecta; Coleoptera; Silphidae
Gene: Edc3
Product: enhancer of mRNA-decapping protein 3
Exons: 4
Coding region: 448-1812 (454 amino acids)
Biological process (GO): P-body assembly; deadenylation-independent decapping of nuclear-transcribed mRNA
Cellular component (GO): P-body
Molecular function (GO): mRNA binding
Source: RefSeq, a predicted model, not a curated record
UAUUUUAAUUUACAACUAAGUUUAUUCCAUGAAAGUUGAUUGAAGAAAGUCAAGAAAAUGUUUUUAACUAUCCAAUGUAAAUCAUAUUAAAAACGCUAGAGUAUUGAAAUUUGCAUGUAUUUACAUCACAUUGUAUGAAUGGCAGCAAUGCAAAAAAGAAGAAAUACAUAUGGUAAAAUGUCACAUUGCCGGGGAAAAUUUGUAUGCUGAAUGCUUGAAUGUGUCAUGUGCGUAAUUUGAAAGUAGUGUUAUUAUUACUAUUAUUUUUUUUAUUUUCAUUUUUAUGUUUUACUUUGCGUUCGUAGUAGUAAACAGCCGUACGACGAGAUAAUCUCGUUUUGUUUUAUAAGUGCAGUACGUAUUAUAGUACACAUUGCAUACUGCGACGAAAGCUGUAUUUUAAAACUUAACCUAGUUUGUUUGAAUAAAAAAAAAAGAAGAAUAACAAUGUCUCAGUGGAUUGGGUCUGCUGUUUCAAUCAAAUGUGCUGAAUGCACUUAUCAGGGAGAAAUCAUCAAUGCUACAAAUGCUAGCAUUAUUUUAUCGAAGGCUUUCUGUGAUGGUAAACCGUGCAUAUCAGAUGUAACUGUACUGGCCAAUGAAAUUAAUGAUUUGAAAAUCAUUGAGAAGCAGCCCACAGAGAAGGUAGGGAAUAGUACUGUUCCCUUGGCAAAGCCUGUGGCUAAGCGUGCUGGAAGGACACACAGCACAUCAGAAAACUCAUCAACUAGUAAAGCAUUCAAUGGGUCAGCAAAAUCUAAACCUAUAGAUAUACAGGGUGGACAUGACAGGAAUUACAAUGAAGGAAGUAAUUCUUAUAAGAAUUCAUACAAGAGCCGUGACAAAUCCAAGGGUAAGUGGGUCAAAGGUUGGAAGGAUGAGGAGUGUUUUGGAUCCCCUUUAGAUACAAGUCUCUUGAAAGAAUUUGACUUUGAGAAGAACCUGGCACUGUUCAACAAGCAGAAGGUGUUUGAUGAGAUCAACUCUCAGAGACCAGAUAUUAAAAAUGCUGAUCAGCAGAAGAGACCCACUAAAUACAGACAUGAUGAGAAUAUCAUUGCCACAGUACCUACUGCAUUUCGUCAAAUAGUAGUUCAAGGAGAAGAGGAAGGUGGAUACGAAUAUUUCACAGAUGAUGGAUUAAUUGUGCCAUCGAUUUCGUUGAAUACGAGAAAUCAGUUGUGGGACGUUGCCGAUCGAAUGGGUUUCGGAUGGGAGAGAAGAACAGAGUUGAUGGGUAGAGCGACAACCGAGAUGGCAGUCCAUUUGUUGGGUGGGGCUCAUCGGUUGAAUCCACAUAACACCCACCAGUUCCCGGUUGUUGUAGUUAUAUGCGGCCCAAAUAGGCAAGGGGCUAUGGGCAUUAACACCGCCAGACAUUUGUCCAGUCAGGGUGUUAAGACUAUUGUGUACACAGUUUCGCAUGAUUCGACGUACGUGAAGCAAGAGUUAUCUCUAUACAAGCUCACAAAAAAUAAAUAUACGAGCAACAUUGCAAGUCUUCCCAUAAAAACAGACCUAAUAAUCGUCGCUUUAUGCGAUGAAGAUAUGAUUGUCUAUUCAGAACUAAGCGAGUGGAUAACGAAUAACAAGGCUCCAAUUUUAUCAAUCGACCCUCCAGUCGCUGGUACUCCCGGUAUAUCAUCAAAAUUCUCAAUAGUACCUGUGCUACCUCAGUCAUAUUCUCCAGAAAAUGGAAAGAUUUAUUUGUGCAACUUAGGGUUUCCAUUGGAGCUUUUUGCAUUAGUUGGCAUCAAGUACAAAUCUCCUUUUGGACCAAAGUUCGUUAUUCCGUUGCACUUGCAAACGUAAUUCUGAUUUUGAGAUAUGCUACAUUUUUUUUUUCUCUUCUUUUUUUUUUACUUUUUACACAUACUCGCCACACGAUUUUUUUUAUA